Molecule: messenger RNA, 2490 nt
Organism: Nematocida minor
Lineage: Eukaryota; Fungi; Microsporidia
Product: DNA replication licensing factor MCM2
Exons: 1
Coding region: 1-2490 (829 amino acids)
Biological process (GO): DNA replication; double-strand break repair via break-induced replication; mitotic DNA replication initiation
Cellular component (GO): MCM complex; nucleus
Molecular function (GO): 3'-5' DNA helicase activity; ATP binding; single-stranded DNA helicase activity
Source: RefSeq, a predicted model, not a curated record
AUGAAUAGAGACGCAGACAGCGAUACGUACGGCAGCUCAAGUGACGUAGACAGAAUAGAGCUCGAGGACUCAGAGCUCGACCCAGCAGGCGAUGACUUAUUCAACGACAACUACAGCAACGACUAUGCAGACAAUCCGCUCCUCGACAGGUACGAAACAGAAGACGAAGAGUACGCGCCUCCUUUGACGAGGAAAGAGCUGGAGUCAGCUGAGAGAGAAAUAUCGCAGGCCCUGGGAAUAGAGUCAGAAGAAGAGGAGCACUGGAACAAAGAGCCCUCAGAUCCUGAAACAGACGAAGAGCCUCUCUCCAGCUUCUCUCUCCUGCAGAAGCACAUCCACACGCCAGACGUGCAGCAGAAGGUGAAAAAUGAAACUGUUAAAUUUCUGAAAACAAACAGCAACGGGAAAUACAUCGAGCUCAUCAACCAAAUGGCCUCGCUGAACAAACAGUCCAUAUACGUAGAUUAUUUCGACCUAGAAGGAUUCUCUCCCGUGAUAGCCCUCGCAGCUGUAUCUAUGCCAGCCAGGACACUUCCCCUGCUGAAUGAGUCUCUGCAGAGCGUAGUCAGGAACAUAUUCCCCAAGUACUCGUUCAUUAGGCCGUCUCUCAUACUCAGGCUUGUAAAUAUCCCAUCGUACGACAGGAUAAGGUCUCUGCGCAACUCGCACUUAGGCACUCUCGUGAAGGUCCAUGGGAUAAUAACAAAAAGAAGCGCAGUGCGCCCAAUAGUCUCGCUGGUGAAGUACACCUGCCAGAAGUGCAAGGCAAUCCUGGGCCCUUUCCUCAUAGAAGACUCUGAUGCAAGCGGAAAGAGCAAGAACAGGCCUAAUAGGUGUCUGGAGUGCCAGUCUGCGAAUACCCUCGCAGUGAAUCAGACAGAGACCAUAUACAGAGACUACCAGAAGGUAACGAUGCAGGAAGUACCGGGAACAGUGCCCCCUGGGAGACUCCCUCGCUCUAAGGAAGUAGUCCUGCAGUACGAUCUCAUAGACUGUGUGAGGCCUGGGGAUGAGAUAGAGCUCACAGGAACAUACGGCAAUACUUACUCAGUCUCGCACAGCAGUAAAAAUACAGGAGUGCCGUCCUUCUCUACGUGCAUAGAAGCACUCAGCAUAAUAAAGAAAGAGGAUGUGUCUUCUGUAGUGAAUAUAACACCGCAGGAUGAAAAAGAAAUACGCAGACUUUCUAAGCUCGAGAACAUCCACAACAUCAUCAUACAAAGCAUUGCACCGAGUAUCCACGGCCACUACCCAGCAAAAAGAGCAAUGGCUCUCUCUGUGUUUGGAGGAGUGCCUAAACACUCGAGCAAUAACCACAAGGUGCGAGGAGACAUAAAUGUGCUUCUACUGGGUGAUCCAGGCAUGGCCAAGUCGCAGCUGCUCAAGUACAUACAGAGCAUAUCGCACAGGGCAGUCUUUGCCACGGGACAGGGCGCAUCUGCAGUGGGCCUCACAGCCAUGGUAAGGAAAGACCCUGUGUCAAAAGAAUGGACACUGGAGGGAGGCGCAUUGGUGCUGGCAGAUAAGGGCGUGUGUUUGAUCGAUGAGUUUGACAAGAUGAAAGACACAGACAGAGUGAGCAUCCACGAGGCUAUGGAGCAGCAGAGCAUAAGCAUAUCCAAGGCAGGGAUAGUCACCAGCCUGCAGGCAAGGUGCGCAGUGAUAGCAGCAGCAAACCCCGUGAGGGGAAGAUACAACCCUGCGUACACCUUCCAGCAGAACGUAAACCUCAGUGACCCGAUUAUUUCAAGAUUUGAUGUGAUAUGUGUGAUACAGGAUGAGCCCGGGAACAGGGAGAAAGACAGACAGCUCGCAGGGUUUAUAGUGGACAGCCACAGAAGAGCUGCUAAUAACAGCACAGAAGAGAGUGCUAACAAUUACUACACAGGGGAUAGUAAUAAGAGCGGUAGGAGUAGCACUGAGGAAAGCACAGGCGCAGAUGGGCUGAUACCGCAGCACAUACUGAGGAAGUACAUUGCAUACGCCAGGGAAAGGGUAAGGCCAAAGAUCGAAGUGUUUGACAGCGAAAGAAUCUCUUCGCUCUAUGCGUCUCUGCGUAAAGAGAGCGCAGCAGCGAGAGGCAUUCCUAUUACGGUGAGACACGUUGAGUCAAUGGUAAGAAUAGCUGAAGCAUCGGCGAGAAUGCACCUGCGCGAGGUGGUCACGCAGAAAGACAUUGACACAGCAGUUGAGGUGGUUCUGGACAGCUUCUGCAGCACCCAAAAGAACGCAGUAAGAAACCAACUGCAGUGGAAGUUCAAGAAGUAUCUACCCGCUAAAGGCGAUAGCUCGGCUGCUGUGAUUGAUCUGAUCAACUCGCUGCUUGCAAGAGGAGAGAACACUCCGAAUGAAGGCGCUACUCUUUCGGUUAAGGCUCUUAGAAGUAAGGCAACUGCUCUGGGAAUUGUGCAUAAGAAUAUAUUCCAUACGAAUGAGUUCAACAACGAGUUCAAACUAACAGAGUGCGGUAAUUAUAUUAUAAGAAAAUAA